Messenger RNA from Stegostoma tigrinum, 7135 nucleotides. RefSeq names its product NADPH--cytochrome P450 reductase-like. The coding region runs from base 7 to 2220 and encodes 737 amino acids. Gene Ontology annotation, biological process: response to hormone. Gene Ontology annotation, molecular function: FMN binding; NADPH-hemoprotein reductase activity; flavin adenine dinucleotide binding. The record is from RefSeq and is a predicted model, not a curated record. The transcript is spliced from 16 exons. Lineage: Eukaryota; Metazoa; Chordata; Chondrichthyes; Orectolobiformes; Stegostomatidae. Gene Ontology annotation, cellular component: cytosol.
UAUUAGAUGUGCCAAUGUGUAUGUGUUCUCCGUGGUGCCCCCCUCCUUCCCGCGGUGGUGGAAUUACCGAAAGAGGGGACGGACACUGAAGCAGUCACCGCUGCCCCUGCCGCUGCUGCUGCUGCCAUUGAGUCGCUUCUUCCUCUCACUGUAGUUCUGUCAGCAAAGAACAUGGAUUCAUCUGAAGUGGAAUUUGGGGCAUCAACAGCAGAUGAUGCUGCUGAGUCUCCAGUGGCAGUGGAAGAAUCAUUCUUCAGUAUGCUGGACAUCUUUCUGUUCUCCCUUAUUGCUGGGUUUGCAAUCUACUGGUUUUUCUUCAGAAAGAAAAAAGUGGAUAUCCCAGAUUACAGAACAAUCCAGCCACAGGUACCAACAAUACAGGAAACCAGUUUUAUUGAAAAGAUGAAGAAAACAGGAAAAAACAUAGUUGUGUUUUACGGCUCUCAAACAGGAACUGCGGAAGAGUUUGCAAACAGGCUGUCAAAGGAUGCCCAGCGGUAUGGGAUGCGAGGAAUGGCUACUGAUCCAGAGGAAUAUGAUAUGUCUGAACUAAAUCGACUUACAGAAAUAGAGAACUCCCUGGCAAUUUUUUGCAUGGCUACAUAUGGUGAGGGUGAUCCCACUGACAAUGCACAAGACUUCUAUGACUGGAUGCAAGAGACUGAUAUCGAUCUAUCUGGUGUGAAGUAUGCAGUCUUUGGACUUGGAAAUAAAACUUAUGAACACUUUAAUGCGAUGGGCAAGUAUGUAAACAAGAGACUGGAACAGCUGGGAGCAGAAAGGAUUUUUGACCUCGGUCUGGGAGAUGAUGAUGGCAACUUGGAGGAGGAUUUCAUCAUGUGGCGUGAGCAAUUCUGGCCAGCAGUGUGUGAGCAUUUUGGAGUGGAAGCCACUGGUGAUGAUUCCAGCAUCCGUCAAUAUGAGCUAGAGGUGCAUAACGACAUUAAGAUGAAUAAAGUCUAUACUGGAGAGAUGGGACGUCUGAAAGCUUAUGAAACUCAGAAACCGCCCUAUGAUGCAAAGAAUCCAUUUUUGGCAACUGUAACCGUUAACCGGAAACUGAACAAAGGAGGAGAGCGGCACCUCAUGCACCUCGAGCUGAACAUCACUGGUUCAAAGAUUAGGUAUGAAAGUGGAGAUCACGUGGCUGUGUUCCCUGUGAAUGAUUCGACGAUCGUUAGUGAGAUUGGCAAAAUAUUAAACACAGACCUAGAUGUAAUAUUUUCCUUAAAAAAUCUUGAUGAGGAGUCCAAUAAGAAGCACCCAUUCCCCUGUCCAACUACGUACCGAACAGCUUUGUCACAUUAUCUAGAUAUCACCAAUCCUCCACGCACUAAUGUUCUCUAUGAACUGGCCCAGUAUGCAACGGAUCCCAAAGAGCAAGAAUUUCUUCGAAAAAUGGCUUCAUCCUCCCCUGAAGGAAAGUCACAAUACCUCAAGUGGGUAGUGGAAGACAGGAGGAACAUUCUGGCCAUCUUACAAGAUUUGCAGUCCCUCCGCCCACCUAUCGAUCAUUUGUGUGAGCUGUUGCCACGGUUACAGGCUCGUUAUUAUUCUAUUGCUUCAUCUUCAAAGGUUCAUCCUGAUUCCAUUCAUAUUUGUGCAGUUGUGGUGGAAUAUAUGUCUAAAGCAGGUCGCAUCAACAGGGGUGUAGCAACAAGCUGGCUGCGUGACAAAAUCCCAACUGAUAAUGAUCACAAACCGACUGUCCCAAUGUACGUGCGGAAGUCUCAGUUCAGGCUGCCUUACAAACCCAGCACACCAGUCCUCAUGAUUGGACCUGGCACUGGCAUCGCUCCCUUUGUUGGGUUUAUUCAGGAACGGGCAUGGCUGAAGCAGCAAGGGAAGGAAGUUGGAGAGACUGUGUUGUACUACGGCUGUCGUUAUCAGAAUGAGGAUUAUUUAUAUCAGGAAGAGCUGGAGCAGUAUCAGAAGGACAGUGUCCUUACUCAGCUUAAUGUAGCAUUCUCCAGAGACCAGGCAGAGAAGGUUUAUGUCCAACAUUUGCUGAAGAAAAAUAAAGAACAUGUGUGGAACCUAAUCCAGAAGGAGGGUGCCCAUAUCUACAUCUGUGGUGAUGCAAAGAACAUGGCAAGGGAUGUCCAAAAUAUGUUCUACAGCAUUGUUGCUGAACUGGGAGAAAUGACACAUGAACAGGCUGUUGAUUAUGUGAAGAAACUGAUGACGAAAGGCCGUUACUCUUCCGACGUCUGGAGUUAAACUGGAAGUUGGGGCUAGUAAGCUUCCAGUGAUGUAUUAUGCACCUAUCUGUUCAUUGAUGGGUGAAUUAAUUAUCAGCGUCUCCCAGCUGAUGACCUCCACCAGUCAAUGCAAGAGAUUUGUAGAAUUAAACAACUGGGCCGAAGGGCCUGUUUCCACACUGUAGGGAAUCUGAUCUAAUCUAUUCUAAGGCAAUGAUUCUUUUUAUAUGGGGGGGGGGGUUGGAAAGACUCAAAUGUCCUUUAACUGUUUAUGGGAAAUAACUUUGCUUUAUUUUAAAUACUCUACCCCAGAAAUGAUAUUAAAAUUUUACUUUAGAAACUUUCCAUUGCUGCCUUUUUAAAAUCUCAGUAGCCUUUUCCAGAAGAAUCCUUUAUGAUAGUUACCUAAAAGGUCAGUUGUAGCACACCAAAUCGCUGAACUUCUACCCAGCACCUAUUAUUUAUCUUUGUACCUUUUUAAACAUCAAUUCUAUUUCAGGAAAAUGUUGGGUUGGAAUUUUGAGAACAACACCAUCUUUUACAUGGAACAAUUGUGUGACCUGAUCAGUUUUUUUUUUGGUGGAACUCUCAAUUGCUGCCUUGACAUCUUUUUGAUUCACAAAGCCUCAACCUUUGAGAGGAAAGUGUGGUGGGUGAAUGCUGGGUGACUGGUGUGGGUGAAGGUGUUGGGAAUGCAUUGAACUCUGAGCCUUCUGCAUUCAUUGAGUUCAGAAUGCAUGUAACCUAAUAGUCUGCAAAACUUUUUAACACUCAAACUUUAAAAAAAAUCCUGUAUCUGUAAGAUGUUAAAAUACACUGUACUUUGCUCUGGUGAUUUUAUAUCUAACUUCUAACUUACAGACAGGGAUAUAAAAUUGUUGUCUCUGAUGAACCGUUCACUGUUGAGUCUUCUGUGACUUGAUAAGAAUUUGGAAUUCUGUCAUAUUGGCUUAACUUUUUUAUGAAGGAAAGUCUGCACCAAAAGCGAUGUGUGAGUGAUCUGAAAUUUAAACUGGAGCCCCUGUAUCUGGGAAUGUACUUAUAGCCACCUUUUGACACGGAUUGGCUGUUGUGAAUCUCUAAAUAUUAGACUGCACUGUCAGCUUGACGUGCUGCAGUGUGAAUAAAAUGGUGAUUGUGAGGCUGCAUCAUUCUAUUAACAGAAGUUUGCAUUCAGCAUCAUGGCACUGAAACAGACUUUGUUUUCACCUCUCCAUCUCCUCAGGUCACAGAAAAUAAAAUUGUUGGCAAGCCACAGCUACAUCUCAAAUUUUGUGUUUUGGUAAACUUCUACACCUGUAAUCGGCUAAAGCUGCUGCCAGAUCAGUGUGUUUUCAAAAUACAUUUUAUUGUUAUAUUGUUGCUCAUACCUGGUACAUAAUAGAACAUUGGUGAGCGCACAAGAAAGACAAUGACGCUAAAAGUUUUUAUUGCACUGUGGAGUCUUUUUAGACAGUUUGUUUUUAACAACUGCAGCCCAAAGCGCACUGAUGAUGAAAAUAUCCUAUUUUAACAUCACCUUUUCCCCUUGUUAUCAGCAGCGGAGGGUCAGAUAGGUGACCUGCCACUGAACAUCCACAAGUAUCAUUCGUGAACCAAUCAUUGGGAUAUCUGAGACAUUGACAGAACUGUUUUUCUCUUUGCUGUCUCAUUGAAAAAUAUCUCACCAUUGAUCAGCUCUUCCACUGAGUCUGAAUUUGCAUUAAUAUAUUACAUGUUGUCCUGUUGGUCUAUUGUGGCGAGGAGGUGACCUUCAAAAAUCUUUCCAGUCUUAUGCAUAAACCCCGACCCCAAUAAGAUCUCAUUAGGUCCAAAAGGAAAUAAAUCCUCGAGUGACUGAUUUUGGAGCCUUUUAAAGCUACGAAUGAUGUUAAUUUAACCUGAAAGUGUAACUGGUAUUUCAGGCAGCAGAUGAAAUCACUGGGAAAUGAAAAUUCUGAAGAUAACUAGAGACUGAAAUGGUAAUUGUCAGUCUUUAAUCCUGUAAUUCACAUAGCAAUGACUCAAAAUCACUGUAUAACUGAUCAAAUAGGGAUUUUACAACAAAAUUAUGAUGUCUGUCAUCAGAAGUAAGCACUUUCUUUCAAUGUUUUAGGAUCAAUGGAAUUGCAUUUGCAAUUUUCCAAUGUAACCGUGACCCCUCAGUCAGUGAUAUUUCCCCCCGAAAUUCUUUCUGCUAUGUGUGGCCAGAAUAUUGCAUUACACAGUCCCUUUUAGAAUUGAUGCAUGGCGACACCCAUCUUAAAGGGAUUGUUGUUUCCAUGUUGCCUGUCUGCUCCCUGCACAGCAUAUUUCUGAAUCUUGUGUGGCUGGUUAACCUAGUUAGGAAGAUUGAUUAGCUUUUUAACUUCUAAACAUCCCCCAUUUUGUUCCAGCUGAGCACCUUAUCAUUCCCUGCUAGCCUGCUUUUUAAAAAAGAUAAAUCACUACAUGCAGACUUAAGUCAUUGCUUAGUGACUAAGAGGAUUCAUGCUGCUUUUGUAGGUGGUUUUUUUUUUGUUCAUGGGAUGUGGGUGUCGCUGGCUAGACCACCAUUUCUCCCCCAAACCUAAUUGCUCAGAGGGCAGUUAAGAGUCGGCCGUGUUGCUGUGGGUCUGGAGUCGCAUGUAGGCCAGACCAAGUAGGAAUGGCAGAUUUCUUUCCCUAAAGGAUAUCAGUGAACCAGAUGGAUUUUGAAUAAACAGCAAGUAUUUGGCAUUGUCUUGUGAUUUGCAUUAAAGAUCUAUACUAGCAAUUCGUUAGAUAUCUGGAAAUACAUUCAGAUUCUGCCCAAACUGCUGAGAGAGGAAUGUUUCAAAUUUAAUAGCUAUUUAGGUAUAAAAUGGUCAAUAAAAGGUUAUCUGCUUGUAAAAAGAAAUGGAAAGGGAAAGUGCAAUUUUUUAAAAACCUGUGGCUUUUGUCUAUUUACAGGCAACACAUACUAAACGUUAAAGUUUUAUUUUGAAAGGAGAAAAGGACCAACUUUUUCAAAAACACAAGUAGUAGUGGAUGUAGUCACACUGACCAGUUUCAUUGUGGGCAUGGCAACUGAACAAGCCCAGAAAUAAAAGUGUCAGCCAAGUUCUGAGAUGAUAUUUCAGUUUAAGCAAAUUGAAUUUGCAAAGAGAGCAGAUUUCAUCAUUGUUUAAAGUAGCUGGCAUGACAGUGUAAGAGCAAAAGUCUGUCUUUUUACACAACAGACUAGCCCAGGUGAAGUUAUCCUGCCUGCACAUUGAAGAGACUGGGCUUCUUAGUGACUAGUAAGAGUCCACAGGAAUGUAGAAAGAUGCAUUAGGGACUGGAAAUCAGCAACAGACCCAGGAUAAUUCGUGACAAGAUUUUAUCCUAUUUAAAAGCUCUUUAAAGUCAAGUUAGUAUUCUCUUUACAAAAGGACAAAAAGCCAAGUUAUUGAAACUUGUAAGCAUUUGGAUGUAUCAGGAGAAGUAAACCCACUUGAUCUGGGCACGUUAGCAGGGAAAUAUCUCUAGACAGUUGGAGGGAAAGUUGGGAAAAUGCCUCCUGCCAGUGAAAAGGUUUGUCAAAGUAUGGGAUGGGGCAUAUCUGUCAUACUUGAAAAAUGAUCAACAGGAAGACUUUUGUCUUGACUGUAAAACAAACUGUAGGAUAUAGCAGGAAUGCAAUGCAUUUCAAAGCCCUGUGACCUUAACUGCAUAGCCUCUUCAUUACUCACUGCGGCACAAGUUGUAGAUAACCUACUCAGCUUAAGUUGAAGUAUGGAUACAUUCAUAUAUUUGUUAUAAACUUUUGCAUUUGAGUUGGUUAGAUUUAUUCCUCUGCCUUAAUUUGAAAAAUGCAAAUUGUAACAACCCAGUGAGUAUUCAUUACUAGAGUAUCAGAGUUGACAAAAUCUGUUUAAAUUAAACCAAAACCAGGAGGGCCUGCCAGUCCAUGCACUCGAUGGAUUAUCAGACUUGGGCUAUGUGCACCCUGCAGUUCAACCCUGGUGCUUCUGUGUGUACUUAGUUUUGUACAUCCAAUGAUUAGGAAAGGACUGCUUUUCAAACCACUGCCAUCAAAUCAGCAGCCAAGAUAUUGAUAAAUAAAUGAGAGCUGAGAUAUAAACUUUACAUAACAGCCAUGAGGGUAGUGAAAAGCUGAAGGAAGGGCAUCUCAAACCUUUUACCAUCUAGAUUAAAAGGGGAGUUGAUACAAGACCGCCGGCUUGACUAGCUGUACUUGGUAUUGCAACAAAAACAAGUCACACUGAAAAAUAAUGAGUGUUUACUGAGGCUGUAAGUUCUUUACCUCCUUUAAAUUGGAUGCACAUCUCCAUCUCUUCAUAUACUAGUUUGCUGUAAAGCAAAUGCCAGGUAUGCUGCUGACGCUGGCUGACUUCACUCCGUGUUCCCUGUGAAAGGGCCAUGGCUAGUUGCUCAGUUGAUGUAUUUUCUGCAAUCCAGUGCAAUUCAAAUACAAAGGUACCAAUUGGAUUGACAGGGUGAAUGUGCCUGAUGUAUGUGACAUAACUGUUCCUUCUGCUAAUUGAAAGUCAUUACUAACUGAAAGGUCUGGGGAAUCUGCACAAGGUCAGACUGCUUCCUAAUUUCUACCUACUUAACAGCGUUCCGUUGUGAAUGCUAUAUGCCUGUUAAGUGUGCUGCCAUGUCAAAGAUGUAUAUAUGUCAAAUGCACUGUUGUCUCAGUUGCUCUGUAGGUAAUGUGAAAUUCUCAAUUGCAUUAAUUUUUCUGUAGGAAGAUUCUAAUUCAUGUAAAUUGCAAUGUUAUACAAUGAGAGGGAACAAUGGCUUGAGAUUAUACAGGUGAGCCCAUCUCAAAUUUUCUAACCUGUUGCAGGGACUACUUUGUGAUCUGUUUCCCUGAUUCAGUUUUCACUUGUCUAGUUCUGAAUAGCCUAACAGUAUCUUGUUCAAUGUCUUUACAUCUAUCAUGUAAUGUGUCUCUGAAAACAUUAAAAGAAUUACAGAAAUCCAAA